Molecule: messenger RNA, 963 nt
Organism: Malania oleifera
Lineage: Eukaryota; Viridiplantae; Streptophyta; Magnoliopsida; Santalales; Ximeniaceae
Product: probable 2-oxoglutarate-dependent dioxygenase AOP1
Exons: 3
Coding region: 1-963 (320 amino acids)
Molecular function (GO): dioxygenase activity
Source: RefSeq, a predicted model, not a curated record
AUGGGUUCUGACCAAACAGCACAGCCAAAGCGCAAGCUGCCGGUGAUUGAUUUCUCGCCGGAAAAUUUGAAACGUUCUUGGGCCUCGACCAGCGACGACGUCCGGCGAGCGCUGGAGGAGUACGGCUGCUUCGUGGCCGUGUAUCCUGAUGUAUCGCCGGAGUUUGACAAGGCAUUGUUUGGAUCAUUGUUGGAGUUGUUUGAACUCCCGAGAGAGACCAAAGCUCUGAACACGAACGUGAGGCCUUUGCAUGGCUAUCUCGGGGCUAAGGCGCCUCUUCCUGACAUCCACGAGAGCCUGGGGAUUGAACACGCACAGACUCUUGAAGCAACUCAAGAUUUCACUAAGCUCAUGUGGCCAAAUGGAAACGACCGUUUCUGUGAAAAUGUGUGCACUUAUGCAAAACUGGCAUCGAAAUUGGAUGGCUUGGUCAAGAAGAUGAUUUUCGAAAGCUAUGGGGCAGGCAAAUAUUUUGACAAAUUUAUUGAAUCGACCAAUUAUCUUCUGCGACUCAUACAAUAUAGAGUGCCGAAGGGGAAUGAGUCCAAUAUUGGCGCACAUUGUCACACUGACAAGGGUGUCGUGACCAUAAUUCAUCAAAAUCAAGUCAAUGGUUUGGAGAUUAGAACAAAGGAUGGUGGCUGGAUCGAGUUUGAUCAUGAAGAUAUCCCUUCAACCUUCGUGGUCUUCGCGGGUGAUGCACUCUUGGCAUGGAGCAAUGGCAGAAUACAUUCUCCUCAACACCAAGUCAUCAUAAGUGGGAAUGAAACAAGAUACUCAGUUGGGUUAUUUUCAUUCCACAAUGGUACAAUAGAAAUACCAAAAGAGCUAGUUGACGAUGAACACCCUGCAAAGUUCAAGUCGUUUAGUAAUUAUGGUCUACUCAAUUUCUUCACUUCAGAUCAUGAUAUCAGUCGAAAGGCUGUACCAUGUGUCAAUGAUUACUGUGGAGUGGAGGCAUAA